Molecule: messenger RNA, 1455 nt
Organism: Metarhizium album ARSEF 1941
Lineage: Eukaryota; Fungi; Ascomycota; Sordariomycetes; Hypocreales; Clavicipitaceae
Product: G-protein coupled receptor
Exons: 3
Coding region: 1-1455 (484 amino acids)
Biological process (GO): adenylate cyclase-activating G protein-coupled receptor signaling pathway; cell surface receptor signaling pathway
Cellular component (GO): plasma membrane
Molecular function (GO): G protein-coupled receptor activity
Source: RefSeq, a predicted model, not a curated record
AUGGUUGGUGGUUUCACCCAGAGCGAGCUCGAGGCCAUUAGUGCCGUCGAGAGAGCCUGUUCCGUCUUGUCACUCCUGGGCUGCCUCUUCACCAUUGGCACCUUUUCCUAUUCACGAUCGUUUCACAAGCCAAUCAACCGACUUGUAUUCUACGCCUCCUUUGGCAACAUGUUGACGAAUAUCGGAACCCUCAUGUCACGCUCAUACCUGCCACACAUUAAUUCAUUUGGAUGCCAGUUCCAAGGCUUCCUGAUUCAACUAAUAUCCACAAGUCUUGUAUCCGUGUGCCUGACUGACGUUCUUUUUCAACCCCCCCCCCGCAACCACAGAUUCAUGCCCGCAGAUGCCUUUUGGACCUUGGCCAUGGCCAUCAACGUCUAUCUCACCUUCUACUUCAAGUUUGACGCCGAACGCCUUCGACGCAUGGAGAUCCCCUACUUGAUCGGCUGCUACGGCGUCCCACUCGUGCCCGCCUUUGUCUUCCUCUUCGUCAAGAAUCAGAACGGAGCCCGUAUUUACGGAAACGCCUCGCUGUGGUGCUGGAUCGCGCCCGACUGGGAUGUGCUCCGAAUCGCCGCCUUCUACGGCCCCGUCUGGAUUGUGAUAUUCAUCACCUUCUUCAUCUACAUCCGGGCAGGACGUACCAUUUACGAGAAGCGCAAGCAGCUCCGCGAUUUUCACUCGUCGGACCACGAUCCUCUCUCCAUCAACGGCGACGCCAUCUCCACCAUGAAGACGACGGAGAUUACAGUCACGCGCGAGGUGCUGGCCGAAGACAGGGGCAUCCAGCUCGCCAGCAUGAACCGGAACUCCAAUCCAGGGCCAAGCGCCAGGGGUCCCGGCGGAGCCUACUCAGUACACAUCUCGGCCGACUCGAACCACACCGCCGAGAGCGGCGACGAGGGGGCGCCGCCGGUGCCGGUGCCGGCGCCGGCGCCGGUGCGAGGACAGACACUUCAUCACACGUCCACGGUGCAGGUGGCCCCCCCCAGGGCAGUCACCGUGGCGCGUCGACGCAACCACGAGCUGAACAACGCGGCCUGGUCGUACACCAAGUGCUCGAUCCUCUUCUUCACAGCCAUUCUCAUCACGUGGAUCCCGUCGAGCGCGAACCGGGUCUACUCGCUGGUCAACGACAAGAGCGUCUCUGUUCCGCUGGAGUUUAUGAGCGCCUUUGUGCUCCCGCUCCAGGGGUUCUGGAACGCCGUCAUCUACGCCGUCACAUCGUGGUCGGCGUGCCGGGAGCUCUUUGACGACCUGAUAUGCAAGAGGAGAGCGGGCGUGUCCGGGCCAGUCGACGCGGGGAGCGGCCGCGACAAGAUGCACGACGGGACCCUGCGCAGCCGGACCGCGUUCAGAUCGCCGCCCGGCAGCUCCCGGACCUUUGCGUCCGACAGCACGACGGAGCUGGCCAAGGCUCGGACUCACUCAGCUGACGGCAGCCAUCACUGCUGA